Molecule: messenger RNA, 4058 nt
Organism: Chara braunii
Lineage: Eukaryota; Viridiplantae; Streptophyta; Charophyceae; Charales; Characeae
Source: the annotation of a GenBank genome assembly
CGGCAGGGGGGAAAGUACUUUUUUUUAUGGUACGUCACUGAUUGCUAUAUCUGGUGAAAAUCAAUAUGGCGAUGCGCAUUUACAUCCACUAUGAGGGGGUGCCGGAUCACACCCAAGUUUGGAAAGGGAAAGCCGAGAAACCAACAGAUGUGCACACUGUUGUGAGUGACUUGAUCAAGGAGUUCGUGAUCGUUUAUAACAAAAAGCAUGGCACUAUUCGAAGACUGGACGAAACAAGGGUUGACCUCGUGGAUCAUAGGCGACGGAAGCUUCUGGGGAGCGCCUUGGUAUCGAAAGUGCUCCAGGACAGGGCGGAUGUAUAUGUUGUGGAAAGGAGUCCAAGUCCUGAGAAACUUGUAGCUGAAGGCAAAGAGGUAGUACAUCCAAGGGAUGGCUCCUCCACAAGUCUCACCAAGCACGUACCGGAGCAGCUGUCACAAAAUGUCACACUCAGGCCUCCAGCACCAGAUGACUCUCAGAGUCCCGGUGGGAAUCGAGAGGCGGCAGCGGGGAUGUUACUCGUUCAUCGCAGUCCGGAGGGUGAAGCAAGGAAUGCAAAGGGCAAGGCAUGUGGAGAUGGAGGAAGUAAUGCGGCAGCAGGGUGUCCUGCUGUGGACACAGAGCGUGUUGAGCAAAUUUUGAUGGCUCCAGUGGUAAAGGAUUUGCUUACCAAGGCAUUGGAGAUGGAGAAGGCAGGCAACUUCAAGUAUGCGAUACAAGUUUUUGAGCAACUUCUGGUGGUGCUUCCAACACAAAGGACGUGCUUGAGGGGCCUUGCAUCAAUGGCUCUGGCCAUUUCAAACUACAAACGAGCGGCUGAGUUUCUAGAGAUAGCUGUGGAUGCCUACCCUGGUGACGAGCGCUUUCAAGCACGGCUAGGGGAUGCUUACUACCAUCUUGGGGAGUUCCGGAAGGCUCUACAGCAUCACGAUGCCGCCUCAAGGACGAUGACGAACGGAGGUGGGGCCGUGGAGCAAGAGGGCAUCUUAGAGUCCAUUGAGAGGAGCAUUCACGAGAGUCAGAGCAACUCGGUCAAGCGGCAGGCAAACGAAGAUGAUGAUCGGUUCUUUAGCGUUGGCGGGAACAGGACCACGUCAUCGCUGAGUCAGAAGGCCAACAGUGUGCCUGGCAAAGCUUCGACUACUCUGGUAACUGAUAUCCGGGACCCGUAUGCAGGAGAUCUCCAAGGUCCGGUAACUUUAGAAGACCUGAAGUUGGCAUUAGCACGUGCUCUCUACAGGCUGGGUUUGGAAGGGUAUGCAAAUCACAUCAUCAUGGGUAUAUUGAAGGAGAACGGGGAGCACCAGGGAGCACUUUUUGAGUACGGUGUGAUUGCACUUGACAAAGGAAUGUACCAGGACGCGUUGAGGGUAUUCCUUCGGCUGCUUGUCAUCAAUCAGAGUGACAAAAGAGUGAAGGAAAAGGCUGCCGAGGUGCUACAGAAACCUGGCACCAUAGAGUACCUUUAUCAGGAGCUUGCUAAUGUGAAGGAAAGCCCAGCUGUGCUUGCGUUCCUGGCAUCGACAAUCAAGGAGUUUGGAGCUGUUAAAGAGGCUAUAAUUCUCUACCGGAAAGCACACGACUCCGAGCCGGCCAAUGCCUCGUACAUCCUUAACUUGGUUCACACACUGGAGGUGCGGAACCAUUAUUGCGAGGCGUUAUACCGAGCUGGGAUUUACUGCAAGAGAUACAUGGACAUGCAGCUAGGACCAUCGCUGAGACUCCAUGAUGUUUGGCAGACUCUGCAGGGGCUGCUUGUGAGCAUAGCUCAGCGAGACUGCCAGGACACUCUGGACGACCUGACGGUGGAAAAUCUGCCCGAGAGUGGUGGUUGGCUUUUGCGUUUCCAUGAUCUAGCGCCGUCUACAACGGCGAGGCAUGGGGAUGAAGCAGAGGGAGGUUCCGGGAAGAGAGGAACGGAAAGUGAGAGUUCUGAAGACGAUGGGAUUGCUGCUAUGGUCUGUUCCAAAUUGCAAAGUGAGUGCAAUCAUAACGAAGAAUGCGAGGUCGUGCACUCUGCGGCGCCCACUGCUGUGUGUCCUCCACGUAGUCAGCAGGCUGUCACUGAAGGCGUCGUGGAGAAGGGUGCGGGUCUUGAGAAAUCCCCGCGGGAAUGUUCCGAUGUGAUCAAAUGCAUGGAGAUUCACGGACAGGAAAACUUGGGUGAAGAGAUGGAGAAGCGUCAACAUGAUGAAUUCCCAUGUGUGUCAUUGUCUCUCAGUAGAAAAGAUGGAUCAUCAGAAUCCCGCCAUCAUAUCGAUACCAAGGUUGAUGGUCCAGUCCAUGUGGAAGGGAGCGGACCCAACCCUGCUGUAUCAACAAAGGACUGUGUGAAGGACUCUGUGGAGUACCUUGCAAAUGAGCUCGACGCGCUCGCUCUUGUCUUUGCGAUAGUAAAGAUUAUGCAAGAAUAUCCUAUUCCUCUGCCUUUGCCGUCUGUAUCCGAAUGCCCUCCGCUCUUCCUUGCAGGUGAUAGCCACUGUCUCUCAGCAGCCUGGAACACGGUGGUUCUUCGAGGAGAAAAGCGGAUGCUGACGCCUUUGCUGGUAACAGGGCUGAAGGUCUGGCACCUGAGAGACGAGAGCAAAUUCUUCCCCAAACUGAAUUUUCACAAAGUUAUGGAUGGAAUACCAGAUGGAUCACAAGUGAUAAUGGUGUUUGGAGAAAUCGAUUGCAGAGAGGGCCUUCUAAUAUCAGUCGACAAGGGCCGCUAUAAGGAUGUGGCAGAAGGAGCGGCUGUUAGCGUGGGCAUAUAUAUCAAGGUCCUUCUGAAGCUCAUAAAUGAAAGGAAGUUUGAAGUCUUUGUGCAUCCAGUCCCGCCAGUUCUGAACGAAACGAGACCGGUGGUGCACAUAUUCACAAAGACCUUGCAGAUGGAGGUUUUGGCAGCUGGCAGAACGGAGGCAGCAUCUGGUAGACUCCACUGGCUGGACUUCUUCGACGACUUCUUGGACUCUGAAGGAAACCUUCGCGACAGCUUCAAGCUUGAUGGCACCCAUUUAAGUCCCCGAUACGCUGAGUUGCUGAGAAGAGAAUUGUUGCGAUUCUAAUACUCAAGAGUACUGCUUCAACGGUGGCAUCCGCCAUUAAUCAUGCAAGGGAAGUGUUUCUCAGCACAAAUAACGAAUGCGAUGAUUGUGUACAAGGAUGCACCGGUGGCUACGAGGUGGAGAUCGAUACAAGGUGGGAAAUUCCCAUGUACAGUCGAGGUAUGAUUAUGUUUCCUUGGUUUCGUACUGCUGCUGGUGAGAUGGCGCUCCUUCGCAUUCCUGUAGUCCCCCCAAGUCCAUCCAAUGAUGGUCCACGAUGUGCCGCUGACAACGAAGAGCUCAGAUGGAUCAUGGCAGCAGCAGCAGCAAAAGCUUCAGUGAGUCUGAAGGCCCAAAUCGAUGUCGCAGACACACAGAGGAUAAGCCGCUCCUUGAGGCCCUCUAUGAGACUGCACUAAAAAAGGAGGCGAAGUUGGAGGAAGAAGCGUCAGAAGGAAGGAGGAAGGCCACUACACCGGGCCAUGAGGAUGUGACGCUGGAAGUAGAAAUGGACCCAACCAACUAGAGAACUCUCAACCAUGGUCCAGUCUGUGAUGGUGUUCAUCGAUGACGUGGUUGGACCAUGGGUGGACCAUGGCUGGACGAUGGCUGGACCAUGGGUGGGUGGACCAUGGGUGGACCAUGGGUGGACCAUGGUGGACCAUGGGUGGACCAUGGCUGGACCAUGGGUGGAGCAUGGAUGGACCAUGGGUGGACCGUCGAUCUACCAUGAGGGGCAUGGAUGGACCAUGGGUGGAGCAUGGCUGGACCAUGGGUGGACCAUGGGUGGACCAUGGGUGGGCCAUGAGUGGACCGUCGAUCUACCAUGAGUGGACCAUCAGUGGACCAUCAGUGGACCAUCAGUGGACCAUGGAUGGACCAGGUUCAUGGACAUACUGGAGGAAUGGACCGUUGGGGUGGAUCGUCUACGUCUGGCGGUCAGCAAAUGAAAAUGGCAGCAAGGCAGCGCCAGCAUUCUGAGGCAAAUUACCAAGUACAGACUGGGACUCUGCGGCACAACUGAGAUGA